Trametes versicolor FP-101664 SS1 is the source of this 815-nucleotide messenger RNA. RefSeq lists its product as uncharacterized. NCBI's taxonomy places the organism in Eukaryota, Fungi, Basidiomycota, Agaricomycetes, Polyporales, Polyporaceae. Gene Ontology annotation, molecular function: flavin-dependent sulfhydryl oxidase activity; flavin adenine dinucleotide binding. The transcript has 7 exons. Bases 66 to 701 code for a protein of 211 amino acids. Gene Ontology annotation, cellular component: mitochondrion. The record is from RefSeq and is a predicted model, not a curated record.
CGUUUCUCGCCCGUUGCUGCUUCACAUCUCAUUCUCUCGUUCAACAUCGGAAUCAGCUUUGGGACAUGACCCCGCGCUUCCUCAAGGCGUUCCUGUUCUCGGUGUUCUCUCUCUUUCUCCUGGGCUCGCUGGCACUUCUCCACCCACCAUCUCGGACAUACGUGGACACAUGGACGGGUGACCUCUUCGGCGAGGGCGGCAUGGUGCCACCGCCAUCUCCCACGCAUGGAGUGCACGGGGAAGUAAUCAUGGGCAAGCUGGGAAAUGCGACCGCAAAGGCCGAGCUCGGUCGUGCGACAUGGAAAUUGCUACAUACCAUGACUCUCCGAUACCCCGAGAAUCCUACGCAAGACGAGCGUGAUGCUCUAAACAACUACUUCCAUCUAAUGUCGCGCCUAUACCCGUGCGGAGAGUGCGCGGCAGAAUUCCAAAUGCUUCUGAAGAGAUACCCACCACAAACGUCUUCACGGCGAUCGGCUGCAACAUGGCUAUGCGUCGUACACAACGAAGUCAACAAACGGCUACACAAGCCAGAGUUCGACUGCGCACAUCUCGACGAGACGUAUGACUGCGGGUGUGGCGACGAGCCUAUCAACGCCCCGGCAGGGUCCGCCAACGAUCCUAUGGACCUGGAGCACGAUCCGAGCAAGGACAGGAAGACCGGGAUGGGUCUCGUGAAGGGUGGGAGAGCGGUAUCGUAGGUGACCCACAUUGCAACGUGUGGCUUCCUGAUUUGCUGCGGGCGAUCUGCGUGCUGUUGUACAUAUACUGAUACUGGUUUCUUUGGAUGUGCCGACUGAAUAUCUUGACAAACC